Molecule: messenger RNA, 759 nt
Organism: Gongylonema pulchrum
Lineage: Eukaryota; Metazoa; Nematoda; Chromadorea; Rhabditida; Gongylonematidae
Source: the annotation of a GenBank genome assembly
GUUUGGCGUUUCGCCAAUGGUUUCUUAUUUGGCGCCCAUUAAGGGGCUUGUUGCACUGGUCAGCGGCGGCGCCUCUGGACUGGGUGCUGGCACAGCGCGCCAUUUGAUCAGCCACGGUGCGAAAGUGGUCAUUCUCGAUUUGCCGCAGUCUCGUGGCGAAGCGUUGGCGAAGGAAUUCGGCGAAAAUUGCUUCUUUGCAGCGGCCGAUGUAACGCAUUCAUUCGGCCAAAUUGUUGUCGCUUGUCUGGUGCAUCCCGUGUGUGUGUGUGUGUGUGUUCUUGUGCGGUCGCCUGAGGAAGUUUCCAAUGCAUUUCGUUCUCUUGUCGAUCGAUUUGAACAGCUGGAUGCUGUUGUCAACUGUGCCGGAGUGUCCUAUCCAUUCAAACUGUACAAUUUGCAGAAGAAAAGGACUUGUGACAUGGAGCUUAUUCGAAAAACACUCGAUAUCAAUGUGAUGGGUACGUUCAAUGUGAUCCAGCAUGCACUGGAGACAUUUGCACUGAAAAACAAGGACAGUUUGGGCUUUCGUGGAGUUGUUAUUAAUACGGCAUCGAUCGCGGCCUAUGAUGGCCAAGUGGGUCAGUGUGUUUAUGCGGCAUCCAAAGGAGCCAUCGUAAGCGCGACACUGGCGCUCGCACGUGAUCACGCAGAAGACGGGAUCCGAUUUAUGACAAUUGCACCAGGACUUUUUGAUACGCCACUUCUGAGUGGACUACCUAAAAAGGUUCAUCAGCCUUUUUUUUUAAACAGACCGUAGCG